Messenger RNA from Rotaria socialis, 276 nucleotides. Lineage: Eukaryota; Metazoa; Rotifera; Eurotatoria; Philodinida; Philodinidae. The record is from the annotation of a GenBank genome assembly.
AUGUGUCGAUGGGGUUGUUUCAAUUAUGAAUCCACGUACAUGUGUAAAUUUUGCGGUACACGUUAUUGUUCUGAGUGUCUUCAUGGAGAUUUCUAUGGAACAAUGAAAGAGCCUGAUCAAUGCCGUAAAUGCAAUCAACCAAAAUGUCAAGGGAAACGUGUUGAAGUUGUUGUGUUUGCACCUGGUACUGAGCCAAAAGCACCAAAAAAAUCUGCCAAAGGCGGAAAAGGUUCAAGCAAAGCGACUGGCGGCAAAAAAUCAAAGAAGAAAAAGUGA